Cygnus atratus (black swan) is the source of this 1852-nucleotide messenger RNA. Its product is annotated as ovalbumin-related protein Y-like. The record is from RefSeq and is a predicted model, not a curated record. Gene Ontology annotation, biological process: negative regulation of endopeptidase activity. The transcript is spliced from 8 exons. NCBI's taxonomy places the organism in Eukaryota, Metazoa, Chordata, Aves, Anseriformes, Anatidae. Bases 153 to 1319 code for a protein of 388 amino acids. Gene Ontology annotation, molecular function: serine-type endopeptidase inhibitor activity.
GAUUUGGCAAACACAGAAUGGGCAGCAUGGGGCGUGUCAUGAAAUUACACAGGAUAUAAUUCAAGAAGUUCAGCAAGUCUCUCCCAAGUGCAGCUGAGAAGCUGUACUUUUACCAUCACAGGUGAAGCUGAUAAGACAACACAGAUUUCACAAUGGGCUCCAUCAGUGCAGCAAGCACAGAAUUCUGUUUUGAUGUAUUCAGGGAGCUGAAAGUCCACCAUGCCAACGAGAACAUCUGCUAUUCUCCCCUGAGCAUCAUUUCAGCUCUGGCCAUGGUCUACCUGGGAGCAAGAGGUAACACUGAAUCUCAGAUGGAGAAGGUUCUUCACUUUGAUAACAUCACAGGAAUGGGAGGCACCAGUGACUCCCAGUGUGGCCCUUCUGAACACUUCCACGAUUCAUUCAAGGAUCUUCUCUCAGGCAUUGCCAUGCCAAAUGCUACGUAUGUACUCAAGAUCGCUGACAGACUCUACCUUGACAAAACAUACCCAGUUCUUCCGGAAUACUUAAAAUGUGCACAGAAAUUCUAUAAGGCAGGGCUGGAAGAAGUUGACUUCAAAACAGCUACAGAAGAAGCAAGACAGCUCAUUAAUUCCUGGGUGGAAAAAGAGACAAAUGGACGCAUCCAAGACUUCCUGGUAUCAAGCUCCGUUGAUCUCAAUACUGCCCUGGUCCUCGUUAAUGCCAUUUACUUCAAAGGCACGUGGAAGAGAGCCUUUAAGGAAGAAGACACUCAGGAAAUGCCCUUCAGCAUGACAAAGCAAGACAGCAAGCCUGUGCAAAUGAUGAUUCAGAACAGCACGUUUAAGGUGGCCACGGUGCCUGCGGAGAAAAUGAAGAUCCUGGAGCUUCCGUACGCCAGCGGAGAGCUGAGCAUGUUGGUGCUGUUGCCUGAUGAGGCUUCUGGCCUGGAGCAGAUUGAGAACACAAUCAGCUUCGAAAAACUCACACAGUGGACCAGUUCUACUAUGAUGGAAGAAAGGAGAGUGAAAGUGUACCUCCCCCGCAUGAAGAUGGAGGAGAAAUAUAACCUCACGUCUGUCUUCAUGGCCUUGGGAAUGACUGACCUGUUCAGCCCUUCAGCCAAUCUGUCUGGUAUCUCUUCUGCAGAGAGCCUGAAGAUGUCUGAGGCUGUGCAUGGGGCGUACAUGGUAGUCAAUGAAGAGGGCACAGAGGUGGCAGGCUCAACAGGGGUGAUGGGAGACAUCAAGACUUCCCCUGAGUUCGAAGAGUUUAGGGCUGACCACCCAUUCCUCUUCUUGAUCAGACACAACCCAACCAACACUAUUCUCUUCUUUGGUAGAUAUUGUUCCCCCUAACAAGAGAAAGAGUUGGAAAUAACACAUGCCUUCCCCUCCCUCAGAAUUUGAACCCUUUUACUGUAGUAUUGUAGCAUAAUUUAAUCUCAAUAUUUUAUCAAAGUGGAAAGCCUUUAAUAUCUAGGGAGAUAUUCUUGAAGAAGCAUGUGAAUUUUCAGAUCUUUAUGUGCAGGUAUUUCUGAUCAGUUUGGAUUCAGGACUUAUAUCCAGAGCUGAAUGAAAAUUUCAGCAGGUAGCUUAGGAAGAUUUCCCAAUGUCCUUGACUAACUUGGGAAACAGGGCCAAUGUUUUGACUUUUUGUGAGAAAUCCUGCCAUUGCUAUUGAGAUCUGGUUUCUCUAUAGGAGCUUUGUGAAAUAAACACUGCUUGCAGUAUAAUCCUUGUCCUUCCUGUUGAACUUGCUGGGCAACCAUCCUUGAAUUGAUGCCUGGACAACUUUCAGAUGAAAUUCUGAACUUCAGCAGAUCACUCUUCUUCCAGCAUUUGGGCUUCUUUGUGCUGCACAUACUAUAAGGCCAUGCCACUUUUUCUGA